Molecule: messenger RNA, 4760 nt
Organism: Rhea pennata
Lineage: Eukaryota; Metazoa; Chordata; Aves; Rheiformes; Rheidae
Gene: CDADC1
Product: cytidine and dCMP deaminase domain containing 1
Exons: 9
Coding region: 1-1497 (498 amino acids)
Cellular component (GO): cytoplasm
Molecular function (GO): hydrolase activity; zinc ion binding
Source: RefSeq, a predicted model, not a curated record
AUGCACGGAGCGGAGGAGGAGGAUGAGGAGGUGGCGGCGGCGGCGGCGGCGGCGGGGCCGCGGGUGAGCGCGGCGAGCACGCAGACCGACAGCAUGGCCGGUCAAAUACCAAGGCUUUCUAAGGUCAAUCUCUUUACCUUGUUCAGUCUCUGGAUGGAGCUCUUUCCCUCAGCUGAGAAACAGAAAAAAUCACAGGUAAAGAAGAGUGGUCUUGUUGUUGUGAAAAACAUGAAGAUUGUUGGUCUUCAUUGUUCCAGUGCAGACUUGCAUGCUGGUCAGAUUGCACUCAUUAAACAUGGAUCAAGACUUAAAAACUGUGAUCUUUAUUUUUCCAGAAAACCAUGUUCGACUUGUUUAAAAAUGAUUGUAAAUGCUGGAGUGAACAGAAUUUCUUACUGGCCUGCAGAUCCUGAAAUCAGCUUGCAGAAUGAGGUGUCCAAUCCCAUUACUACUGAUGAUGCAAAGCUAGAUGCCAAAGCAGUGGAAAGAUUGAAGUCAAAUAGUCGUGCUCGUGUGUGCGUCUUACUUCAGCCCUUAGUGUGCUAUAUGGUGCAGUUUGUUGAAGAGACUUCUACCAAAUUGGAUUUCAUUCAAAAAAUAGCAAAAUCUCAGCCUGACUUUAAUACUGACUUUUAUACUGAAUGUAGACAAGAGAAAAUAAAAGAGUAUGAAAGCUUGUUCCUAAUUUCAAAUGAGGAAAUGCACAAGCAAAUAUUGAUGACAAUAGGACUGGAGAAUCUCUGCGAAAAUCCAUACUUCAGCAACCUUAGACAAAAUAUGAAAGAUCUGGUCUUGGUCUUGGCCACAGUGGCUGCCAGUGUUCCUGUCUUUGGAUGUUUUGGGUUUUACUGCCAUGAAUCGCAGCCAACAAAUGAAAUGCAUCAUCAGGGCUUACCUCAAGAAAUUGCAAGGCAUUGUAUGAUUCAAGCCAGACUACUUGCCUAUCGGACAGAGGAUCAUAAAACAGGAGUUGGAGCUAUUAUUUGGGCGGAAGGAAAAUCUAAAAGCUGUGAUGGAACGGGAGCAAUGUAUUUUGUAGGCUGUGGCUACAAUGCCUUUCCUGCUGGAUCUGAAUAUGCUGAUUUUCCACACAUGGAUGAUAAACAAAAAGAUCGGGAAAUCAGAAAGUUCAGAUACAUUAUACAUGCUGAGCAGAACGCCUUGACAUUCAGGUGUCAAGAAAUAAAGCCAGAUGAGAGAAGCAUGAUAUUUGUGACAAAAUGUCCCUGUGAUGAAUGUGUACCCUUAAUCAAAGGGGCUGGUAUCAAGCAAAUUUAUGCAGGAGAUGUUGAUGCUGGAAAAAAGAAAGCAGACAUAUCAUACAUGAAGUUUGAUGAACUUGAAGGUGUAAGCAAAUUUACAUGGCAACUAAAUCCAUUUCACACUAAUGUCCUUGAAUUCCGUGAUCCCACAACCAAAGAAAAUGGGGUCCAGAAAACAAAAUCACUAGAUGACCAGCAGCACCAAAACAAGAAGCUGUGUCUUGGCCACUAUUGAAUAAUUAGCACUCCUGCAAUCUCGCUCUGUACUUUUAUAAUGCAGCUAUUUUGCACUUUCAAGUAGGGAAGGGUUUUAUUUAUUGUUUGGAAAGUGAUUUUUAGAAUAAGUUUAUUUAUGAUGUCUUAAAUGUUUUAUAGAAUUUUUAAUUUAGAAGUUCCUGGGGAAAAAUGCUACCUGUAUUCUCUGAAGAAGGAGCUGGGUGGCUAAUCAUUGUUAACACAUUAAAAAAAUCAGUCUGAAAGUUCACUGCCGAUAGGUCAGAAUAAUAGUAAAAUCGUGUCUGUUCUACUUGUUAUAGGAAUUGAGGGAAUGGAUUUCUAAGCUCUCGGCUAGCAGAAUAAGUACUCAUUCUUCAAGUACAGUGUUCAAGGGAAUCUCUUAAAAAACGGUAGCUAGGUAGUCACUAGUAACUAUUUCUAUUUCCUGAAAGUGGCUUUCACUUCUCAGUUUGUUUAUAUAAUGGAUUCAAAGCCAAUGGGAUAGAAAUGGUUGCUAGAUAAGUGAUCUGUGGAUCAAGCUCCUUUCUCAUACAUGCCUGUUCAACCUACAGAUAGCAGCAGAGCUCUUCCGUUCUGUAAUACUUGCAUUGCUGUCGUGUGCCCUUUGUGCUUCCUCAAGUGCAUCCCAUCUGAAUUAAUCUAGACAGAGAUUAAUUUUACUUUUCUCAGAUUCUGGACUCAGGCUUAAAAGAAUUUGGCUGUUUGCAUCUUGCUGGCCCCUACAUACUACAGGAAAGAAUGCUUGGUGCUUAGCUUUUGUUCAGCUUCAUUAACAGGCUUCUCGGAUUACAGAAGCUAAUAAAGUGCUAGAUGUCCUGUUGUGCCUUAAAUAGGGUGAUAUGUACCACUAGAGUGGCCCGUACCUUUUUAGGUGCGAAUUCUUUGAGUAAUUACACGCGGAGCCUGGAUGGAGUGUUCAGAAGAAACGAACUGCAACUUCAAGCUUAUGUUGUUGCUAGUUUUGAGGGGAUAGAAACCAGCUAACCACAAUGCAAGGUCAUAUCUCAUCUUGAGAGAUCAGUCUCCCUGUUUGCUGCUUAGAAUAUGAGCUCUAGGUGUUUGUUUUAGCAGUUAUUCCAAGACUUUCUGUGCUCUUCUGCAGAGCUCUCAAGUGCAAACACCUUAAACUUUUUUUUUUCUGCUGCUGGUGGGGAAUGUAAAUAGCCUCUUCCCAACUCUUUCAUGCAUCUUGUCUUCUUUUGUCACCCUUCCCAAAGUCCUAGAGGGGGGAAUUGGGCUCCAGGUUGCUGCUCUGCAGGUUCUGUUGGUUCCUUCUAGGCUUUGGAAACAUUUCAAACCAGAUAGCAAAGCUGUGGUUAGACAGUGUGUAAAGGAGCUUUAAUGUGGCAUUAAUUACAUGAAGUCUGUUCUUACUCGGUUUAGCAACUGGUCAUGCAAUUUAAGAUACAGUCCUGGAUGCUGAUAACUGCGUCAAGGAACUGUGAUUCCUCAUGGCUCAGAGUAUGUUUGUUCUUACGUACCUGGACAUCAGAGCUGGAGAAUGCUUAUGUGCUCUUACUGCCAUGCUGUCCGCACAAGUGCUUACUCUCCCUGGAGCUCAAGAAGCUACUGUUUCUCUCAGCAUAGUUAAAUUGAAGACUAUUCUAGAGCUGCCAUAUAAAUGUGGUGCAUGCAGAGGUAGCAGCAGCAAUCUCAUCAGGCAAUAGCCUGACCUCCUGCACUGCUGCUGUCUUGAUAAGCAGGAUGCACACAGCUUCAUUUCACAGGACUUCAGGACCAGUGUGAGCAAAGGAGAAAUACGUGACUCUCCAAGGGAAGGAUGCUGAAAUCUGUUUUUGUGGCACACCUCAAAAGGCUGUUUUUGUACAGUAGCUCAUAAACAAAUAACUGAACUGCCACUGCACGAGGUCUUGUGAUCUGGAGCAGAGGAAGAAAUGUCCUGAACUUGCAGCUGGAUCUGCAGCAGCAAGAGCUCUGUGCCUCGCCUGCUGGGUUCAGAGCCCCGCACAGAUCCAGGUGCAGGCUUGGGGGUUAUUGCUCUGGUUGCUGUGCAAAACUCAGAUAAGAUUUCUUCCCUUAUCGAGAGUUGCACUAUUUGCUUGCGGCUUCCAGACCUGAUUAAAGUCAUUUAUUGUUUCUACACCAUGUUUCGUAAGCAGGAUUGUUUUAAUAACCUGUUUUUAAUUCAUAGAUUAAUUUAUUGGGGCGUAUUUUCUCCCCCACUACUCUUAAACAUCUUGUGUUGGAAUAACUACUCUUGACUUUUUCUACAGAUAGAAAAAAACACUGUCUGUUAGCCCCAAAAGUCCAAAAAACUGCCCAAAUCUACUUGUUUCCAUAAUCUAUAGGCAACAUUUUUAUACUUGAGGUAAAAGCAGGGGAGAACAGAAGUGCAGGUUUAAGGCUCUUCAAGUUUUGUAAUCAGUCAGCUGGUGUCAAAAUAGGUAAAGAAGUCUAUAGGAACAACAUCUGUCUUAUAGGCACUUACAGGAAACUGAAAAGUCCAUAAAAAGUCAAAGAUGGCCUGAAAAGGUAAAGAAAGAUACAUAGUAAAUAUAACACACAUUAAAUAAAUACACUGGCAGGUUUUUUUUAAAUAAAAUUUAAUUUUGAAGAUCUAUGUGAAUGUUGCUGAUAAUCUUCAUGAGGAAUUGUUUUAAAAUGUAAGCCUUUCCUUUUUAUUAGCUUUUAAGAGCAGGUUUUUGUACAAAUUUUACAGUGAAAUUUGGAGUUGCAUCUAAGGCUGAAAGGUUUGGAAGUCCCUUUUCUGUCACGCCAUGUUUCUACAGAUUCAUCUAAAGACUCAUGAAUUUCUGUAGGCUCCAGUUAUCAGUGUAACUGCACUUUUGCUUCUUUCUGGGAUUAGAGAGUAGGUGCUUUGUCUUGGCCCAUAGGAACAGCGUGAAUGCGGUUUCUCUCCCAGCUCACAGACCGUGCAAGCGCUGCUAUGUACAUCAGCUACAUGCCCAGGAGAGCCACAGAAGAUGGCGAUCUCCUGCAGUGCUUGUUUUGCAAGUGUACUUUAGGAUGUUUGUUUCUUAUGUAAAAAGAGAAAUAUAUUUAAAACUAAGAAAUGUAAAGGUAUAUAUUUUAUUUAUAUAUAUGUGUGUAUGUGUGUAUGUGUGCAACAUUCCCAUAGGUGUUUUGAAUCUUCUACAUUCAUGCCAAAACAGUUGUUUUAAUUGCAGGUAUUAGCUACCAGUAAUUAUUUGGCCUCUUGACUGCAAAUUACAGAAAUUCUGUUAAUCGUCUGCCUUACAGCAAAACAUGUUUUCUGCUAAUAAAUUAAACCGACAGUAA